This is a messenger RNA of Hipposideros armiger (great roundleaf bat), 1055 nucleotides long. It is a transcript of the gene TAGLN2, whose product is annotated as transgelin 2. Gene Ontology annotation, molecular function: actin filament binding. Gene Ontology annotation, cellular component: actin cytoskeleton. Gene Ontology annotation, biological process: actin filament organization. Bases 251 to 850 code for a protein of 199 amino acids. The record is from RefSeq and is a predicted model, not a curated record. The transcript is spliced from 5 exons. NCBI's taxonomy places the organism in Eukaryota, Metazoa, Chordata, Mammalia, Chiroptera, Hipposideridae.
GUAUUAUUUCAUCUUUUCCUGAACCGUUUCCUUGCGUCUACUUCUCUGCGCCCAAACUCAGAACUUCCCAUCUCCUGCAAAUGCCGCCUGCAUGCACCACAGCUGCCUCCUUAAGGGUUGCCUUGCACCCUGCUAUCCCUGAGAACUGUGGUGAGGUGGCCCCUUUCUUUCUCAAGGACCUACCUCAGCACCAGUGCUUGGAGUUUCUCACCACUACUCUGUUCCCCACAGCCACCACCACCCUUUUAGAAUGGCCAACAGGGGACCUGCCUAUGGCCUGAGCCGGGAGGUGCAGCAGAAGAUUGAGAAACAGUACGAUGCGGACCUAGAGCAAAUCCUGAUCCAGUGGAUCACUGCCCAGUGCCGCAGGGAUGUGGGCCGGCCCCAGCCGGGGCGUGAGAACUUCCAGAACUGGCUCAAGGAUGGCACGGUGCUAUGUGAGCUCAUUAAUGGACUGUACCCUGAGGGGCAGGGCCCAGUGAAGAAGAUCCAGUCCUCCACCAUGGCCUUCAAGCAGAUGGAGCAGAUUUCUCAGUUCCUGCAAGCAGCUGAGCGCUACGGCAUCAACACCACUGACAUCUUCCAGACUGUGGACCUCUGGGAAGGAAAGAACAUGGCCUGUGUGCAGCGGACGCUGAUGAACCUGGGUGGGCUGGCAGUAGCCCGGGACGAUGGGCUUUUCUCUGGGGAUCCCAACUGGUUUCCUAAGAAGUCCAAGGAGAACCCUCGGAACUUUUCGGACAACCAGCUGCAAGAGGGCAAGAACGUGAUUGGGUUACAGAUGGGCACCAACCGUGGGGCAUCUCAGGCAGGCAUGACCGGCUAUGGGAUGCCACGCCAGAUCCUCUGAUGUGCCCUCAGCCCUGCCCCUGCCCUCCCGUGGAUGGUUAAAAUAUAUAUAUAUAUAUAUAUUAGCAGUGACAUUCCCAAGAGCCCUCUGGAGCUCUCAAGCUCCCCUCUGCCAGGGUGGAGUCCUGGCCUGGCCUAUCUCCUCUUGGGGUGCUUGAUGGUGGCCUGUCCCUCUGUGCUUACUAAUACAUUCCCUUCUUCAAACC